ACACACACACACACACACAAUAUUCCAUACAAGAAAAUCCACAUUUAGUUCUUAAUUUCCCAAAAAUAUCAAAAUGAAAAUUUUCAUUUUCCUAAUGAUGUUUCUAGCUAUGUUACUAGUAACAAAUGGGAAUAACAAUCUAGUAGAAACAACAUGCAAGAACACACCAAAUUAUAAUUUGUGUGUGAAAACUUUGUCUUUAGACAAAAGAAGUGAAACAGCAGGAGAUAUUACAACAUUAGCAUUAAUUAUGGUUGAUGCUAUUAAAUCUAAAGCUAAUCAAGCUGCUAAUACUAUUUCAAAACUUAGGCAUUCCAAUCCUCCUCAAGCUUGGAAAGAUCCUUUGAAGAAUUGUGCCUUUUCAUAUAAGGUAAUUUUAACAGCAAGUAUGCCAGAAGCAAUAGAAGCAUUAACAAAAGGUGAUCCAAAAUUUGCAGAAGAUGGAAUGGUUGGUUCUUCUGGUGAUGCACAAGAAUGUGAAGAAUAUUUUAAAGCUAUAACUAUUAAAUAUUCACCACUUUCUAAAUUAAAUAUAGAUGUUCAUGAACUUUCUGAUGUUGGUAGAGCUAUUGUAAGAAAUUUAUUGUGAUGUGUCAUGUCAUGAUGUUACGUAUCGAAAAACUUUAGUAACUUAAUUGAUAAAUUGUCUGAAUUAUUAUUUUGCUGGUAAGGGUUCGAUUCGUCAGGUUUUAAUCUCAUAUCCAUUUCCCUUUUUUCUACCCAAACUUUUUUUUUUAGUGUUAGGUGUCUACUCUUUUUCAUUUCAUAAAUUAGUGACAUGUGUAAAGUGCCCCCUUAAUUAUUAGAAGAAAAAUGUAUCAUGAAUAUUUGUACAAGUGUAAUACUCUUAUCCAAUAUAUGUUUGUCCCCUUCUAGAUAA
Messenger RNA from Solanum tuberosum (potato), 880 nucleotides. RefSeq names its product cell wall / vacuolar inhibitor of fructosidase 1. NCBI's taxonomy places the organism in Eukaryota, Viridiplantae, Streptophyta, Magnoliopsida, Solanales, Solanaceae. The record is from RefSeq and is a predicted model, not a curated record. Gene Ontology annotation, biological process: negative regulation of catalytic activity. The transcript has 2 exons. Bases 74 to 589 code for a protein of 171 amino acids. Gene Ontology annotation, molecular function: enzyme inhibitor activity.